GAUACAUGGAGUCAAACAUCGGCAAUCAUCUCAAAGCAACCCUGCAUUCUUCCCUCUAUAUUGUUUCAAGUUUCUAGCCAUCACAAAUUAAAAGGAAAAAAAAAAAACGGGUGGGGAUUGUGGGUGAUGUGAAAAUUGUAGAUAAAGACUUGUGAACCUAAUGAAUCCAGAGAGGGUUGGUGGGUUGGAAUGAAGAAAGGAACUAGAGAGAAAGGGGGGAUAGAAAAGGCUGUCAUCUUUGCUCACUGGUACUACCAAAUCAGAGAGCAGAGAGGAUCUCAUUGGAGGAAAGCUUUCAGUAGCAACUAAUCCUAUAAUAUUGAAAGAAAAUUGUAAAUGUUCUUUCCAGAAAUUGCUUGCCAUUGCAGCUAAUCGAACACACAUUACACACAUACACAACACACACUUCUGUUACACCAGAGUUUUCCAUCCCUAGUGUGUACGCGCGUGCACAACACACACACACACACACACACACUGCCUACGAGUGGGGUGGAUCUUGGAUUUUGCUAUUUCUACUAGGAAAUACCCAGGGACGCACUGAAGGAGUGUUUUCACCCCAACUGUCAGCUCUGCCUCCUUUUCCCAGUUUCUCUAGAAGAGAAUGUGUCCCGCCCUCCAGAUCACUUGUACUACUCUCUCUAUUAUUUUUACCCCUCCGGAUCCAUCUCUAUGGUGAAAACCAGAUCAUGGAAGAGAGACAGCAAGCGGCUGACUCUGGAGUCUGAGCAUUUUUCUGGGAGACCACAUGUCCGGGCUUCUAAUUAGGUGGCCCGCUGCUGCUCCCUGCUCCUCCUCGCCUUUGAGAAGCAAAUCGCCUUGUACCAGGGAGUGUAUGCAACUUCUGCUAACCCGACAGCAGUUAAUGGAUCUGUACUUCUUGCUGCUUCUACCCCUGGUCCCAGUGAUUAGUACAGCUUCUGGAUCUGGUUUUUCUUCUUCCUAUUCCAGUAGUAUCUUAAAGGCCAUCACAUCUUAAAGUGUGAAUGACUGGCAAUACAUCCAAGGAAAUUUGUGGUCCAAGCAUCAACAAAGGACACCUACUACUAUACUCCUGAAGCUGGAAGGUAUUUGAGCUGCAAUUAGAGAAAACUAUCACCAGAUGGUUUAAAUGGUCUAUUAGGCACCCGGCUUCUUACCAGAGAAACCCAAAAUGAAUAAUUCAACAAGCCCUAACUCCACUAAUGAAAUGGUUCUGGCAAGUCCGUACAAAACAAUAGAAGUGAUAUUCAUUGUACUGGUAGCAGGAUCACUCAGUUUGGUCACCACCAUUGGAAAUAUCUUGGUCAUGGUCUCCAUUAAAGUCAAUCGCCACCUCCAGACUGUUAACAACUAUUUUUUGUUCAGCUUGGCCUGUGCUGAUCUUAUCAUAGGCACCUUCUCCAUGAACUUAUAUACUCUCUACACUGUGAUUGGCUACUGGCCCUUGGGGCCUGUGGUGUGCGACCUUUGGCUAGCCUUGGACUAUGUUGUCAGCAAUGCCUCUGUUAUGAACCUACUCAUCAUCAGCUUUGACAGAUACUUUUGUGUCACCAAACCACUAACCUAUCCUGUCAAGAGGACCACCAAAAUGGCAGGCAUGAUGAUUGCAGCUGCCUGGGUCCUCUCUUUCGUACUGUGGGCACCUGCCAUUCUCUUCUGGCAGUUCAUUGUAGGGGUAAGGACUGUGAAGGAUGGAGAAUGCUACAUUCAAUUUUUCUCCAAUGCUGCUGUCACAUUUGGCACAGCCAUUGCUGCCUUCUACUUGCCUGUGAUCAUUAUGUCAGUCUUGUACUGGCACAUAUCUCGAGCCAGCAAGAGCAGGAUCAAAAAGGACAAAAAAGAAGCUGUGGCAAAUCAGGAUCCAGUCUCUCCUAGUCUUGUCCAAGGCAGAAUUGUGAAGCCAAACAACAACAACAUCCCUACCAAUGAUGAUGGGCUGGAGCAUAACAAAAUCCAGAAUGGCAAAGCCACUAGAGAUGCAGUGACCGAAAACUGUAUUCAAGGUGAAGAGAAAGAGAGUUCCAAUGAUUCCACCUCUGUCAGUGCUAUGGCUUCUAAUAUUAAAGAAGAUGAUAUAACCAGAGAGGAAAAUACAGUUUCCACCUCCCAAGGUCAUUCCAAAGAAGAAAAUUCCAAGCUGACAUGCAUCAAAAUUGUCACUAAGACUCAGAAAGGUGACUGCUGUGCUCCCACCAAUACCACUGUAGAGAUUGUUGGUCCUUCAGGACAGAGUGGGGAUGAUAAGCAGAAUAUUGUUGCCCGCAAGAUUGUAAAGAUGACUAAGCAGCCGGCAAAAAAGAAACCUCCUCCUUCCAGAGAAAAGAAAGUGACCAGGACUAUCUUGGCUAUCCUCUUGGCUUUCAUCGUCACCUGGACCCCAUACAAUGUCAUGGUGCUUAUAAAUACCUUCUGUGCAACCUGUGUUCCCAAUACAGUAUGGACAAUUGGCUACUGGCUAUGUUAUAUCAACAGCACCAUCAAUCCUGCUUGCUAUGCUCUGUGCAAUGCCACCUUCAAGAAAACCUUCAAACAUCUUCUCAUGUGUAAUUACAAGAACAUAGGAGCCACAAGGUAAAAAGGAUUGAAGAUGAGAGAGGGAAACCAAGGGAUUAGUCAAGAGGUUAGAAGGGGAAAUUAGUUCCCAAUUUUUAAAACUAUGCCAUAGCACUUUACAUGAUUAGUAUGAAAUGUACAAUCAAGGAAAGCAGUGAAGACAUUCAUAAUAGGGCCUCUGCUUCCCACUUGCAGAAUUCAUUUUAAAAAGUCUUUGCAAUCCAAAAGCAAUGAGGAAAGGGAAGGAACCAAUGGAAGACAUGGAUUUAAGACAAUGUCCCCUGUUUCCUGACAGCAUCACACAGAAGGGCUUUUGUGUCUAUGGUUUUGUCUGUUACUGUAUAAUAGCAUUCGAAUAUCUUUUUAAAUUUAAUUUGGAUUAUUUGUUUCUGUGUGUCUGAAGAUAAUAUACAACAUAUAAUGACUUUUAUUGGAAAUUAGACACUGAAUAUAUAAAUAAUAUAUUCAUAAGUAUAAAGGACAGACAAUGGAUAGUGAUAUCAUAUUGUACAGAUGAUCUUCAAAACAUCAAGUUGAUACAGGGGCUUUGUCAGGGUCUUAUAUAGAAAACUGUAAUGUAAAAUAUGCACAUUUAUCCAUCCCAACAUCUUUCACUUCUCCAAAAGGAAGCUAAAAAGGGAGGAAGCCAAAGUCUACUUUAUAUUGCGUGUCAUCAGAGUACUGUGUUGCUUUACUCUCCCUUUGAUUGUAUCUCUAUCCCAAUAGGGAAUGCCCCCAUAAAGUUUUCAUUGAGCUUAGCUACACAAGCAUGAGCAUGAAUAUGGGGGGUCACUGCUGCUUACUGUACCUUUUGGACUCUCUUGAGGUAAGAGUCAAUGGAACUUUAAUUUUUUGAACUCUUAUGUGUAAUAUCUAUAUUGAGCUGAAUUUCAUCUCAAUUAGCUUUUAAUUUAAAAAAAAAACUAUCUAAAGCAGGAUGGAGAAUUAAAGCCAUCUGCAAAAUGAACGGUUUCAUCAAAUUAGUCACCAGGCAGUUUGGUUGGAAGUCUCAAAAAGAGACCAGAUCAUUUUAGAAAUGAGGAAAUAGAUAAGAAAAAUUGAGGAUAGAGAAGACUAUUUCCAAUAGAAAUAAACAUCCUGUUCAGGAUCUGCCUGAUAUGAGAAAUCUUAAUCUAUAAAAAUAUGACGUCUUUGUUCAUGUCACUCAUGAAGAAGAUUCCAUUUCUUCCUAAACUAUAUUAACAUGGUCACCUGAAAUCUCUCCUGGAUCUAAACCAAGAAUAAAUCAUUUCUAAAGGCCUUCUUAUCUGUAAUGUCUGAGAGCAUAUUAAAUAAAAUUGACAUAUCCAUUCAAUGAAAA
This is a messenger RNA of Antechinus flavipes (yellow-footed antechinus), 3856 nucleotides long. It is a transcript of the gene CHRM2, whose product is annotated as cholinergic receptor muscarinic 2. Lineage: Eukaryota; Metazoa; Chordata; Mammalia; Dasyuromorphia; Dasyuridae. The coding region runs from base 1154 to 2557 and encodes 467 amino acids. The record is from RefSeq and is a predicted model, not a curated record. Gene Ontology annotation, cellular component: synapse; dendrite; plasma membrane. The transcript has 5 exons. Gene Ontology annotation, biological process: G protein-coupled receptor signaling pathway, coupled to cyclic nucleotide second messenger; regulation of heart contraction; regulation of smooth muscle contraction. Gene Ontology annotation, molecular function: G protein-coupled serotonin receptor activity; G protein-coupled acetylcholine receptor activity.